CGAGUCGCGGUAGAUCUGUCUGGGAAUAACGAAACCUGCCGCUCGUUAUCUUAUCGAAGAGGAAACACAUUUUAUAAUUCCGAUACAUACGUGCACGUGACCUUAUUCCUGACAUACUUCAGACACCCAAUGGCUUCCCGUGCACUAGUUCUGGUGCUAACGCUGAUUUUUCCGGCGCAGGCACAAAACGGAUGUCCUCCAGGCUUCCAAAGUAAUAACGAGGGAUGUUUCUACGUUUCCAAUACGGAGGCCACAUGGGCCGGAGCAUUGGGUUACUGUAACACUGAACAUGGACACCUCGCCUAUAUAGAGACGGACCAACAACAGGCUGUCAUCGCGAACUACCUCCACCAGCAGUACAACGAGUCAAGCAUCCAACUGAGUACCAGAAACGACUACCACUACCACUACUUGCACGACUCGGGGCUGGACGUGACCGGACACACGUCGUUCACUUUCCAAGUGAAGGCGUGUCACGACGCCCACAUCGCCCUAUCACAGGACAAGGGUGUCGACUCAAGAAACACGUACGAGAUUGUGAUUGGUGGUUGGGCUGACUCGCAGUCAGUCAUCCGGGACUGUAAACAAUGCGCGCACAUGGACACACAGAAUCGCAUGCCCCAUCCACUUUCGUGUAGUCAAUAUCGACCAUUUUGGAUCAGUUGGGCGAAUAACGUGAUCCGUGUGGGUCAUGGUAACGUCGUGGGGAAGAGUCAGUUUAUGAUGUGGAACGAUACCGCCCCUCACGAGGUCAAUUAUGUCGCGGUCGCCACUGGAUUCGGUUCCAGUGGAGAAUGGAAUAUCACAGUUGGUAACUACUGGCCUGGUCAGUUCUGGCUCGGACUCUCGGACCUUGCCGUGGAAGGGGAGUGGAUGUGGCUUCCACAGCAGGGAAGUCUAAACUACGCCAACUGGGGGUCAGGUGAGCCGGACAAUGCAAUGAACCGUGAACACUGUGCACUAAUUGACCUCCACCGGAACUAUACCUGGUCCGACGACAACUGCGAGGAACGUAGGAACUUCAUUUGUCAAAUUGAUCUGUAAAAAAUGACUUCGUAACAGGAGUUGAAAUAAAUACAGUUCUAGUAAUAAUC
Messenger RNA from Pecten maximus, 1094 nucleotides. RefSeq names its product C3 and PZP-like alpha-2-macroglobulin domain-containing protein 8. The coding region runs from base 130 to 1044 and encodes 304 amino acids. The record is from RefSeq and is a predicted model, not a curated record. NCBI's taxonomy places the organism in Eukaryota, Metazoa, Mollusca, Bivalvia, Pectinida, Pectinidae. The transcript has 6 exons.